Paramisgurnus dabryanus is the source of this 4189-nucleotide messenger RNA. RefSeq names its product chloride channel protein 2-like. Gene Ontology annotation, molecular function: voltage-gated chloride channel activity. Gene Ontology annotation, biological process: transmembrane transport; chloride transport. Gene Ontology annotation, cellular component: plasma membrane. NCBI's taxonomy places the organism in Eukaryota, Metazoa, Chordata, Actinopteri, Cypriniformes, Cobitidae. The record is from RefSeq and is a predicted model, not a curated record.
GACUCUAGCAAACUUCUUUCACACACGAGCACUGUGACAGAGUUUCAUAACGCGAGAAUCGCGCUGCUUCACGCGCACUGCCACGCUCGCGUGUUUCAGUGUGUGUGAAAGUUUGUGUGCAUUUUUUUUUUUUUUGGUAUUUUUGUCUGUGUUUGUGUGACAAAGAGAGAGAGAGAGAGUUACAGUCAUGGCUGAGGACGGAUCAGAUCAGCGCGCUCUGCAGUAUGAACAAACUUUGAUGUAUGGGCGUUACACUCAGGAAUUGGGUGUUUAUGCAAAAGAAGAGGCAGCCCGACUGCGGGAGGAUGGACAUCAUCGCCGGUCCAUCUCUGAACGCAGCCCGUCCCUCAAAGUCCUGGAGUAUGAGAAGGGACGAUGCGUCAAGUGUCGAAGGUUUUCAUAUGCCCUGGAAUCAACACCUCGGGACUUUUUUUCUGUCUGUGCAGUUCACUGUCAGAGGUUCCUCAUGUCACGGGUCGGGGAGGAUUGGAUCUUUCUCAUUCUGCUGGGUCUCGUCAUGGCACUGGUCAGUUUUGUUAUGGACUUCUGCAUCGCUCUUCUCUUACAAGCACAGAAAUGGAUGUACGGGGGUUUGGACAGUAAUGUGAUCUUACAGUAUUUGGCGUGGGUCACUUAUCCUGUGGUUCUCAUCAGUUUUUCUGCAGGAUUCACACACAUCGUGGCUCCUCAGGCUGCUGGGUCGGGCAUUCCUGAAAUGAAGACGAUCCUCAGAGGAGUGGUGUUAAAAGAAUAUCUCACCUUAAAAACAUUUGUAGCCAAAGUGGUCGGCCUUACGUGUGCACUGGGCAGUGGAUUACCUCUGGGCAAAGAGGGGCCGUUUGUGCACAUUGCCAGCUUGUGUGCGGCUCUUCUCUGUAAAUUCAUGUCGUUCUUUGGUGGAAUUUAUGAGAAUGAGUCCAGAAAUACUGAAAUGCUUGCUGCUGCCUGUGCGGUCGGGGUCGGCUGCUGCUUCGCUGCUCCUAUUGGAGGUGUGUUGUUCAGCAUUGAGGUCACAUCCACCUUUUUUGCGGUCCGAAACUACUGGCGAGGAUUCUUUGCUGCUACUUUCAGUGCCUUCAUCUUCAGAGUUCUAGCAGUGUGGAAUAGAGAUGAAGAGACGAUAACAGCUCUGUUUAAAACCCGAUUCAGACUGGAUUUUCCCUUUGACCUGCAGGAGCUUCCGGCCUUCGCUGUGAUUGGGAUUGCCAGUGGAUUUGGCGGUGCCCUGUUUGUGUACUUGAACAGACUUAUCGUUCAGUUUAUGAGAAAACAGAAAACCAUUAACAAGUUCCUGAUGAAGAAGCGACUGUUGUACCCUGCGUUGGUCACACUGCUGGUGUCAACACUCACUUUUCCUCCGGGGUUUGGACAAUUCAUGGCUGGACAGCUUACACAAAAAGAAACUCUGGUUUCAUUUUUUGACAAUCACACCUGGACUAAGCAAGGAGUCACCGAAGACUUCAUAUAUGAAGGCCACGCGGCCGCCUGGAAACACCCACAGGCUAAUAUCUUCAUCAUCCUCGUCAUCUUCAUUGUCAUGAAGUUCUGGAUGUCAGCUUUGGCCACAACUCUUCCUGUCCCAUGUGGAGCUUUCAUGCCUGUUUUUGUCAUUGGUGCCGCAUUCGGGCGUUUGGUGGGUGAGAGUAUGGCUGCAUGGUUUCCAGAAGGUAUUAACACAGAUGGAACCAUCUAUCCCAUAGUGCCCGGCGGUUACGCUGUUGUGGGAGCGGCUGCAUUAUCAGGUGCAGUGACACACACGGUGUCGACGGCUGUGAUUGUGUUUGAAUUGACAGGACAGAUCAGUCACAUUCUGCCCAUCAUGAUCGCUGUGAUUCUCGCCAACGCAGUCGCCCAGAGUCUUCAGCCGUCCAUUUAUGACUCCAUCAUCCGCAUUAAAAAACUGCCGUACCUGCCUGAGCUGGGCUGGGGUCACCAUGAGAAGUAUAAUAUCCGUGUGGAGGACAUCAUGGUAAGAGGAGUUCAUUACAUCACUCUGAACUCAACCUACAGAGAUCUGCAUGAGAUUCUUCUGAUAGGAAAUCUUAAAACAUUAGCUCUGGUUGAGUCUGCAGAGUCAAUGAUCUUGCUGGGAUCUAUUGAGCGUGGGCAGUUACAGGCGCUCCUGGCGCAGCAUCUCGGUCGCCCGCGGCGAUUGGAGUUCAUACGAGAACGGGCGGAGGCUGAGAGGAAGCGCAUGUCUGUGAUCAACAGCCCUAAAAGUGAAGAUGGAGGUCAGAAAGUCAACCAAGAGGUUCGCUUUCAGAUCUCCACAGAGGAAUCCUCUGUCCCUCCAGCUCGUCCUAUUUCUCCUAAACCUCUCAAACCAGCGCUGAAGAAAUCAUAUGUCACUGAGAAAAUUAUAGACAUCCCAACAAGUCCACGUGAUUCUGGCAUUGGUCUAAAGAAUCUGCUUUGUACUCACCCUCGAACAGAAACACUGGAGAAUAAUAAUGUGAUGUCUGCUGAUCUCAGACCAGCCAAACAUGUGAGGAUUUCAGUGGUGGACGACCCCGAUGCAGAAGACGAUAUGACACUUCGAGAGAUUGAGGAGUGGGAGGAGCAACAGCUUGACGAGCAGGUGAACUUCAAUAACUGUAAGAUUGACCCCGCCCCCUUUCAACUGGUGGAGAGAACCUCACUACACAAGACACACACUAUCUUCUCUCUGCUGGGUUUGGAUCACGCUUAUGUCACCAGUAUCGGACGACUUAUUGGGGUUGUUUCACUCAGAGAGCUGCGGAAAGCCAUCGAGGGCUCAGUAACGGUGAAGGGGGUGAAAGUGCGCCCGCCGCUGGCCAGUUUCCGGGACAGUGGAACCAGUGGGACCAGCAGUGAAAGUGAAGCCACAGAACUUCACAAACUGUGGGAUCGUCACACAAACCUCACGCUGCCCAGAGAACAUCAAGUAAACACAUCAGACUCCGAUGACAAAUCCCACUGAUGGCAAUGAGACGUCCAGGAAACGCACAAAAUAAUACAGAGAUACGUUCUGUACACUCCCAAAAAUCUACUGGGCCUCAGAGCCACGCCCCCUUUUUAAUUCUUCUGACAUCACUUCCUGAUAGACACUAAUUCCAUAUGGAAAAUAAUCAGGGAUGCUUUAAAUUCGAUCUUCUUCGUGUGUGUGUGUGUGUGUGUGUGUGCGUGCGUGUGUGUUUCCGUGCAUUCCCUUUGACUCUUUUUCUGAAUGUUUCAUACGUGAUCUCUCAACACUUUCCAUCCGUCUCUUUCUUUUCCUUUCUUUUAUAAGCAAGAGGUGGGCAGUGAAUUUUCCUCUAUAUAAAGACAUUGUUGCAGGUGUAGGCGAUGGAUGUGGAUAGAGAGAGAGAGAGAGAGAGAGAGACACACACACACACACACACACACACACAGAGAGUAAUUGCAUGUAUGUGGGAUGUAUAAUCUCUUGACUUCAGUACAUUCUCACUGCAGUAUUUUUAUUCCUCUCUUUCAAUUGUUCGAGCAGAAAGAGUUUUUUGUUUGGCAUUUUUAAGAAAUAUUUUUGUGUUUUCUGCAAUAUCAACAAGCAACACAGGAGUGAAAUCACAUUCACACUGAAUUCAUUAUUAUUAUAAACGCAUGUGCACUUUUUAUUUUUCUUUCUAGAUGUUUUUUGUUGCCCGCUCACUAAUCUGUAACACUUAACAAUAAGGUUGUGUUUGUUAACGUGAGUUAAUGCAUUAGCUAACAUGAACAUUAAUGAUUAAUACUUCUACAGCAUUUAUUAAUUCAAGUUAAUAUUAGCAUCUACUAAUGUUAACAAAUACAACCUUAUCAUUAAGUGUUAACCACUAAUCUUUAGGAAACACUUCACAGUAAGGUUUAUUAGUGCAUGCACUGCAAACAUUUGCAAAAAGAUUUUCUUCUUUCUUGUUUUUAGUACGAAUAUCUAAAGAUUCUUAAAUCAAGAAGCAUUUUCUUUAUGAGCAAAAUGACAUAAGAUAAUACAUUUUAUAUACUGCAAAAAAUUAUUUUCAAGAAAAAAAAUUAUUAGUAUUGUUGUCUUGUUUUCAGUAAAAAUAUCAAAAAAUUCUUAAAUUAAGCAAAACAACCCAAAAAACUUUGGUCUAGUUUUUACACCAAAAAUAUCAAAUUUAAGUGAUUUUGUGCAUAAGCAGGCAAAAAAAUAUGCCAAUGGGGUAAGCAAAAAAUCCUGAACAUUUUUCUUAAACACUAAAUUCAAGAAAAA